Trypanosoma conorhini is the source of this 537-nucleotide messenger RNA. RefSeq names its product putative mitotubule-associated protein Gb4. The record is from RefSeq and is a predicted model, not a curated record. The coding region runs from base 1 to 537 and encodes 178 amino acids. The transcript has a single exon. NCBI's taxonomy places the organism in Eukaryota, Euglenozoa, Kinetoplastea, Trypanosomatida, Trypanosomatidae.
AUGCCGGAGGAGGUGCGCGCGAGAGUAAAGGCGACCCUCCUGGGGAUGGGGACGAGGCCGGCAACGGACCACGCCGCCGCCGCCGAGUCAGCGCCAGAGCCGAAGAAGCCACUCCGUGACGUUCCGCAGGACGGAGUGGCGCAGCCUCAGCGUAAGCCCCAGACGGAAGGGGAAAGGAGGCCGAAGGGGGAGGAGGAGCAGCGCGAAGGGGAACGUGCUUCGGUGUUGGAGAGGGCCGGGUCCAUGGUUUCCAAUAACACUUGGAAGAGAAGGCACACCGUCCGCUUCCGCGGCCCCAGGUGGGCAACAGUUUUGAAGAACCACCGCACUGAGCUUGAGCAGGCGUUCAGGCAGGACCUCGUUGAGGCAACUGGGCUGGAGGCGAGGCGGUUUGAGAGUUUGAGCUUCGUGUUCUCCAACGUGCUUAUUGUAACUUUCGUGGUGACCCCGGAGGACGACCAGGAGCGGACGGACAAGCUGCACAGUGUGCUGCGGGAACACCGGUUCCCGCGCACCGUUGCCUUGUACAACCAGUAG